CCCUGCUCUUCUUCAUCGUUUCAUCAUCACCAUCAUCACACACACUCGCCAAAAAUUCACACACACAAACCAUAGAAACCAACACAGGAGAUGCAAAUUGAAAGGCAGCAGCCAUGAAUAUGCAAGGUCUUCAUCAUCAACAACAACAACUAGCUGCUCUACUCUCCGUCGCCUUACCAAAAGACAAAGAAACUUCUUCAUCUUCAUCUUCUUCAUCAUCAAAACCUAACAAUCCAUCUGAAACCCUAGACGACGACACUUCUCGAUUAACCGCCAUUAAUUCGCUUCACCGCGCCAUUGUUUACCCUCACAACUCGCUUCUCGUCGCUCACUCCGCUUCGUUUCUCGCCCAGGGGUUCUCGCAACUCGUUGCGGACAAAUCAUAUUCAGUACGCCAAGCUGCCGCCACAGCCUACGGUGCCUUGUGUGCCGUCUUAUGUUCACUCCCUAACGGAAGGCAGAACCAUGUUAUACUUGGAAAUUUGGUCGAUAGAUUUAUUAGUUGGGCAUUGCCAUUGUUUAGCAACGUAAAUGCCGGUAACGGGACCGUAGAAUUUGCAGCAGAAGCUCUCCACGAGUUUCUCAGUGUCGGAGAUAUCGCAGCUACCGAGAGAUACGCAUUACCCAUUCUUAAAGCAUGUCAAGAGCUUCUAGAAGACGAGAGAACCUCGUUAAGCUUACUACACCGGAUUUUGACCAUUUUGACUUUAAUUUCGUUAAAGUUCUUUGCCUGCUUCCAGGCCCAUUAUGUUGACGUAGUUGAUUUGCUUCUCGGGUGGGCAAUGAUACCCGAUCUUGCUGAAGCCGAUAGGAGUGUUAUUAUGAAUAGUUUUUUGCAAUUUCAGAAACACUGGGUUAAUAGUUUACAGUUCUCGUUAGGGUUGCUUUCGAAGUUUUUGGGUGACAUGGAUGUACUGCUUCAGGAUGGAAGCCUGGGGACCCCACAACAGCGUCAAAGAUUGCUUGUAUUAUUAUCUUGUUUUUCUACGGUUUUGCAGUCUACAGCUUCUGGGUUGCUAGAGAUAAACUUACUCGAAGAAAUUAAAGACCCUCUUACGAAAAUGCUUCCUCAAUUAUUGGGAUGUUUGUCAAUGGUCGGAAAGAAAUACGGUUGGUCAAAAUGGAUUGUCGAUUCCUGGAAAUGUUUGACUCUCUUAGCUGAAAUUUUGAGCGAGCGGUUUUCGCCUUUUUACAGUUUUGCCGUUGAUAUCCUGUUUCAAAGCUUGGAUAUGAAGAAAGCCGCUACAAGUGUUCGCAGCUCAAACACUGAGAAACUUACGUCUUUUCAGGUUCAUGGAGUUCUCAAAACCAAUCUUCAGUUAUUAUCACUUCAGAAGCUUGGUCUUCUAUCUUCAUCUGUACAUAAACUAUUACAGUUUGAUUCACCUGUAUCCCAGCUUCGUUUGCAUCCGAAUCACCUGGUGACUGCAAGUUCUGCUGCAACUUACGUCUUUUUACUUCAGCAUGGAAACAAUGACGUUGUCGAAUCUGCGAUAGCUUCAUUACUUGAAGAACUAAACAUAUUAAAGAGCAUGCUUGGAAAUGUAAAUCAGUUUGCCCCUAACGUAAUUUCGAAAACCGAGCUGUUUGCGCUCUUUAAGUUUGAUAUGAAAGUUCUCCUGAGCUGUGUUUCUUUAGGUGGCGGUAACACUUUAAUUGGCAAAGCGGAAAUCGACUCGUUAUAUGUUACUAGAUCAGAGAAAAUGAAAUAUCAUCUUAUUCAGAAUCUGAAUCCUUUCGAACCACCUAUUCAGGCAUACGUGGAGUUGCAAGUAAGUAUUUUCAAGAUGUUGAAUAGGCUGAGUACAGUCGAAUUUCUUAGCAAGUUCUCAAUUCGGAAAAACAAAAACGAAAAUGAAAACAUUACAGUUGGUGAUCUCAGGAAGUACACUGUGCUACUCACACAAGCUCUUCAUAUUUCCUCUCCUUUGGCAGUUAAACUAGAAGCGUUACAAUGGAUACAUACGUAUUGUGAGACAGUUAAGCAUACGUAUGACAAUUCAAAGGAUCAAGAAAUUCAAGACGAUGGCUAUUAUGAGUUUUUUAGUGAGAUAGUUUUCAUUGUUCUUGAUGCUGCAUCUGACCGGGAGUCAAAGGUGAGGUGUCAGGUUGCGUCGGUAUUGGAAAUGUUCCUGCACACGAAACUUAUACACGCGUCGCAGUUGUAUUCUGUAACCGAAGUUAUUCUUGAAAAGCUUGGUGAUCCAGAUGACGAUAUCAAAGAAUUAUAUCUGAAAUUGCUUUCUCAUGCAUUACCUAUCACAAUACUUACAUGUGGCAUGCAUUACAAUCGAUCAGUUACAGUUACCGAGUAUAGGCCAAUCACGCAGUGGAAGAAAGUUUUUGCCCUAAAGCAACUGCCACAGCAGCUUCACUCAAAGCAGUUAGUUUCAAUUCUAAGUUACAUUUCACAAAGAUGGAAGGUGCCACUUUCUUCUUGGAUUCAACGGCUUGUUCAUACAUGUAAAAAUGCGAAGGAUCUCACGUUGGCCCAACAGGAAGACACGAUAAACUUGCAUGCAACAAGUUUAUGGUUGGACAUGAAUGUUGACGAAAAUCUUCUUGAAAGAAUAUGUUCUGUAAAUCUUCUUGCUGGAGCGUGGUGGGCCAUACAUGAAGCGGCUAGAUACUGUAUUACUACGCGUCUUCGGACCAAUCUUGGUGGGCCCUCACAAACUUUUGCUGCUUUGGAGCGAAUGCUUUUGGAUGUCGCAAAUGUGUUACAGGUUAAUUCUGACCAAAGUGAUGCGAACUUAAAUAUUUUAGGUAAUUCGUCUUACACACAUUUGUUACCGUUGAGAUUAUUGCUUGAUUUUGUUGAGUCACUGAAGAAAAACGUGUACAAUGCUUACGAUGGAUCAACUGUUUUACCAUCUCCAUCGCGUCAGAGUUUGGUUUUUUUCAGAGCAAAUAAAAAAGUUUGUGAAGAAUGGUUUUCUCGAAUAUGUGAGCCAAUGAUGAACGCAGGAAGGGCGUUACAAUGUCACGAUGCUACAAUUCAUUAUUGUAGUUUGCGUUUGCAAGAACUUAAAAGUUUAGUGGCUUCAUCUAUGAUGGAAAAAUCGAGAACCCAAGUCAUAGAAAACCUUCAUAACAUGAAAUCUCGGUUUUCUGGAGAUAUUUUACGAGUCCUACGGCAUAUGACAUUGUCUUUGUGUAAGAAUCAUGAGCCCGAGGCUUUAGUCGGGUUUCAAAAAUGGGUAUCGGGUGCGUUUUUUCCUUUAUUCGUGGAAGAAAACCAAAGUACGAAUAAUGAUGAUAGAUUUGGACCUUUGUCUUGGAUUAACGGGCUUGUUUAUCAAGCACAAGGUCAGUACGAAAAGGCUGCUGCUCAUUUCACGCAUUUAUUACAAACCGAAGAAUCACUUGGUUCUAUGGGAUCUGAAGGCGUACAGUUUGCUAUAGAUCGUAUAAUCGAAAGUUACAGUGCGGUUUCCGAUUGGAAAUCUCUUGAAUCUUGGCUAUCAGAGUUGCAACUGCUUCGUGCUAAGCAUGCUGGUAAAAGUUACGCUGGUGCUUUAACAAUGGCGGGAAAUGAAUUAAACGUGAUUCACGCUUUAGCUCAUUUUGACGACGGUGAUUACACGUCAGCAUGGGCUUGUCUCGAUUUGACACCUAAAAGUAGCAAUGAACUUGCGUUAGAUCCCAAAGUAGCUUUGCAAAGAAGUGAGCAGAUGCUUUUACAAGCAAUGCUUUUUAAUAUCGAAGGGAAGGUGGAAAAGGUGCAACAUGAACUACAAAAGGCGAAGUUGAUGUUAAACGAGACAAUUACGAUUUUGCCACUUGACGGGUUGACAGAAGCAGCAGAACACGUUAACCAGUUGCAUUGCAUAUCUGCAUUUGAAGAAAGUUGCAAGAUUUCAGGUACCCACGAUGUAAAAGUAAAACUUCCAUUGUUGUUAAGCUCGUACGUUCAAGAAUUGCGGUUCCCGAGCCAUCAUGUUCAUCAAGAUUGUAAGCCAUGGAUGAAAGUUCUUCGCGUUUAUCGAACCAUUCAUCCUACCUCUCCGGUGACUAUAUCACUCAGUCUGAGUUUACUGAAAUUAGCUCGAAAACAAAAGAACUUAAUGUUGGCAAAUCAUCUCAAUAACUAUUUGAGCAAGUGUCAUUUAGGGUCUUCCGAAGAAAGCUUUCAUAAAUUAGUCUUCCCACGUGUGCAAUACGAAAGCAUUCUCUUGUUGCGAGCUGAAAACAGGCUUGAAGAGGCUUACACAGGUCUAUGGUCGUUUAUUAGUCCUUCCCUGGGCCCCACCUCAUCUGUUGAUUCUAAUGAUGGUUUAAAGGCAAAAGCAUGCUUAAAACUUUCCAGUUGGUUAAAAAGGGACCGUAUGGAUGUCAAUUUGGAGAAUAUUGUGUUCAAGAUACGAUCGGAACUCAGCACAAGUGACGAUAAUACGAACUCUCAAUUGAGGACGGAUCUUAUCGUUGAAGAAAUUGUAGGUACAACUACUAAGCUUUCUUCAUGCUUAUGUCCCGCUAUGGGGAAGUCGUGGAUUUCUUAUGCUUCUUGGUGUUAUGAUCAAGCGAAGGCAACUUUACCUACUCCAAACGAAUCCGCCCUUCAGUCUUGCUCGUUUUCUCCGAUUCUCGGUUCAGAAAUUCUGCCAAACAGAUUCCAGUUUACUGAAGAAGAACUCUCAAGAGUUAAAAUUUCCGUUUUAGAGCUUCUUCACAAAGCAAGAGAUGUUAAAGAUUCAAACGAUGAAAACUACGAACAUGCUGUGGUUGAGCAAGUGGUGAAAGUACUAGAAGCUGCAGCUGGAGAAUCUGGAGCUGAAAGUGUUAGUUGUGAAAGCCUUUCUGCUGUUGUUACCUCCCAGUUGCAAAAAUUCUUUCAUUUUGCAAAUGUUAGUGUUGAAGGAGCUAACGUAUUACUGUUUAAUGAUUUGAUUGACGUUUGGUGGUCUUUGAGAAAACGAAGGGUAUCUCUAUUCGGGCAUGCAGCUGAAGCUUAUAUAAAUUACUUGUCACAUUCAUCUUCCAAGCUCUGGGGUAGUCAAACUGCCGGUGCUGUUGAAGUCAAAGGUCAAAAGAAUGCUAGUUUUACCUUGAAAGCUACACUAUACGUUUUGCAUAUUCUUCUUAAUUAUGGAGUAGAGUUAAAAGCUAUUUUGGAACCUGCACUUUCAACAGUUCCUUUGUUGCCAUGGCAGGAAGUGACUCCACAAAUAUUUGCACGAUUAAGCUCUCAUCCUGAAGAAGAUGUUCGGAAGCAGCUUGAGAGCAUUCUGGUAAUGCUGGCAAAGCAAUCUCCAUGGUCCAUAAUUUAUCCAACCCUUGUUGAUAUUAACACAAGUGAAGAGGAUCCUUCAGAGGAGCUUCAACGUAUAUUGGCAUGUUUGAACAAACAAUAUCCAAGGUUAGUCCAGGACGUUCAGCUCAUGAUUAAAGAGUUAGAAAAUGUAACUGUUCUUUGGGAUGAAUUGUGGCUCAGCACAUUGCAAGAUCUACACUCAGAUGUAAUGGGACGCAUAAAUUUACUAAAAGAGGAGGCAUCACGGAUUGCAGAGAAUGCAACUCUUAGCCACACUGAAAAAAACAAGAUAAACGCAGCAAAAUACUCUGCUAUGAUGGCACCCAUUGUAGUAACCCUGGACCGUCGUUUAGCUUCCACCUCUCGGAAACCCGAAACACCUCACGAGAUCUGGUUCCAUAACGAGUAUAUGCCACAGAUCAAAUCAGCCAUUUCAAACUUCAAAACUCCAGCAUCUGCCGCUGGACUAGCGGACGUUUGGAAACCGUUUGAUACCAUCGUUGCAUCUUUAGCAUCUUAUCGAAAAAAAUCCUCAAUGUCAUUAGGGGACGUUGCUCCUCAACUAGCUCUUUUAUCGUCAUCUGAUGUCCCGAUGCCCGGUCAACGUGGUCUCACAACUAAUCUUCAGGGUAUUAUCACAAUUGUGUCUUUCUCUCAACAAAUAGUUAUCUUGCCAACGAAAACAAAACCAAAAAAACUUGUUAUCGUCGGCUCAGACGGUCAGACUUACCCGUUUUUACUGAAAGGCCGUGAAGACCUACGUCUUGAUGCUAGAGUAAUGCAACUAUUGCAAGCGAUAAACGGUUUUCUACAUUCGUCUCCAAUAUCCAUCCGUCAUUAUUCAGUAACACCUAUCAGUGGUCGGGCCGGUUUAAUUCAGUGGGUGGAAAAUGUUACGAGUAUCUAUAGUGUUUAUAAAUCUUGGCAGACCCGUGUACAGGCUGCACAGCUUUCAGGGGUUGCUUCUGGAAAUACGAAGAAUGCAGCUCAAUCACAUAUACCUCGGCCUACUGAUAUGUUUUAUGGUAAAAUUAUACCAGCACUUAAGGAAAAAGGCAUAAGACGAGUGAUUUCUAGAAAAGACUGGCCUCAGGAUGUAAAACGAAAAGUUCUUUUGGAUCUUAUGCACGAGACUCCUAAACAACUUCUUCAGCAAGAAAUAUGGUGUGCUAGUGAAGGUUUUAAAGCCUUCCGCUCAAAAUUGAAAAGGUAUUCUGGAAGUGUAGCAGCAAUGAGCAUGGUAGGGCACAUAUUAGGUCUCGGGGACCGACAUUUGGAUAAUAUUCUUUUGGACUUCCAUAGUGGCGAUAUCGUCCACAUUGAUUAUAACGUGUGCUUCGACAAAGGACAACGGUUGAAGGUUCCGGAAAUCGUGCCCUUUCGACUGACCCAUACACUUGAAGCAGCUUUAGGACUAAUGGGCACUGAAGGCUCCUUCAGAAAUAAUUGUGAAGCGGUUCUUGGUAUCUUGAAGAAAAAUAAAGAUGUACUUUUAAUGCUAUUAGAGGUUUUCGUUUGGGAUCCUCUUGUCGAGUGGACACGUGGCGAUUUCCAUGAUGAUGCAGCAAUUGUUGGUGAAGAAAGAAAAGGCAUGGAGCUGGCAGUUAGCUUAAGUUUAUUCGCAUCUCGCGUGCAAGAAAUCCGUGUACCUUUACAGGAACAUCAUGAUCUCUUAUUGACUACAUUACCAGCUGUUGAAUCUGCUCUUCAGAGGUUUGCAGAUGUUUUAGGUCAAUACGAGAUUGUAUCUGCUGUCUACAAUCACACAGAUCAAGAACGAUCUAACCUUGUUCUUCGCGAGACAUCAGCUAAAGCAAUUGUUGCCGAAGCAACUAACAAUUCAGAGAAGACCCAUAUCGCAUUCGAGUUACAAGCUCGGGAAUUCGCUCAAACAAAGGCUGCUGUAGCUGAGAAAGCCUUGGAGGCUGCCACCUGGAUCGAACAACACGGCAGGAUUAUCGAUGCUCUAAGAAACAGUUCUAUCCCAGAGAUAAAAUCGCACAUACAGUUAACUGGUAAAGAAAAAUCUCUAUCUCUUACGUCUGCCGUUUUGUCAGCAGGGGUUCCGUUUACAGUUGUUCCAGAGCCUACACAAGUACAAUGUCAUGAUAUAGAUCGGGAAGUUUCGCAGCUAGUUUCCGAUUUGGAUCACGGGCUCACUUCUGCUGUUACCGCGCUCCAUACAUAUUCAUUAGCUUUACAAAGAAUUUUGCCGCUAAAUUACCUUACGACCAGCCCAGUCCACAGUUGGGCCCAAAUUCUGAAACUUUCAGUUAGUUCGGUUUCGUCAGAUGUUUUGUCUCUUACCAGAAGACAAGGUGCUGAACUAGUAGCGAAAGUGCGUGAAGAUGGUUUUGAGACGGUUAAAAUCAUCCAUAAUGAUUUGUGUGUACAAGUUGAGAAAUACGGGGAUGAGAUCGAGAGAGUUGAAAAAGAGUACCAAGAAUUGGUGAAUUCUAUUGGUGCGGAAACCGAGUCCCUACCCAAGGAGCGUCUUAUGGCUACUUUUACGAAUUUCUUGCAGUCAACCGGUCAACCGGCGAAAGAUUCUAGAUUGCAAAGUUUAGUAGGCAUGGCUGUAAGCUCUGUAUAUAAUGACGUUAAGCAUAGGCUCGUUGAGGUAUUGAAUCAGUUAAGUUCGACAAGAGCUAUGAGCAGCUUUCUUCUCAGCGAGCUUGAGGAGAAAAUCGAGAAAUGCGUUCUUGUUGCAGAUUGGGUGAAUGAAGUAAAGCCAGAUGAUUCCUUUGAAACAAACUGGGCCUCGGUUUUCAAAACGUGUGUAGUCUCAUGCAAGAGCUUGGUUGCACAAAUGGUUGAAAACGUUGUACCGAAUGUCGUAAGAUCUGUUAUUUCAUAUGAUUCGGAAAUCAUGGAUACGUUUGGAUCUCUUUCACAAAUCAGGGGUUCAAUCGAUACCGCACUUGAACAGUUAAUUGAGGUUCAGAUAGAGAGAACGUCUUUAGCUGAGCUGGAGCAGAGUUAUUUUGCGAAAGUAGGAUUUAUUACUGAACGACAGCUGGCACUUGAAGAGGCUGCGGUUAAGGGCCGGGAUCAUCUCUCAUGGGAAGAGGCUGAUGAGUUGACGUCUCAAGAAGAAGCGUGUCGGGCCCAACUGGAUGAACUCCAUAAAACAUGGAAUCAGAAGGAUAUUCGAACUAAUUCGUUAAUAAAAAGGGAAGCAAGUAUAAGAAAUGCGUUAAUAUCUGCCGAAAAUCAUUUCCAGUCUUUAAUUGGUCAAGAACAAGCUAAAGAACCGCAGUAUUCACGAACCAAAGCGCUUCUGUUAGCAAUAGUCCAGCCCUUCUUUGAACUGGAAUCAGUUGAUACGACAUUAUUGUCAUACGGUGGAUCGUCAGAUUCUUCAAAUACAGUUACCCAUGUUACAGAUUUGAUUAAUUACGUUAAUGCGAUACCAACAUAUAUUUGGAAAGUCUCGGGCACACUGGAAGAAACACAUUUGUUUUUUAUGUGGAAAGUGGCAGUUAUGGAUUCUUUUCUCGAUUCCUGCAUAUGUGUGGCCGCUUCAUCACGGGAUCAAAAUUUAGGGUUUGACCAGGUUGUAAAUGCUGUUAAGAAAACGCUUUCUAGUCAACUCCAAGAACAUAUCGGUCACUAUCUAAGAGAUAAAGUCGCCCCUCUUCUGUUGACUACGUUGGAUACUGAAACGGAACGUUUAAAACAAAUGACUGGAGCUCCAGAUGACCUUGAUACGGGUGCUGUUGAAAGAGUGAAACUGAUGCUUGAAGAAUACUGCAAUGCACAUGAAACAGUAAGAGCGGGUAUGUCGGCUGCAUUACUCAUGAAACGACAAGUGAAAGAACUUAAAGAGGGCCUGCAUAAGACGUGUUUGGAUAUCAUACAGCUGGAAUGGAUGCAUGAUAUUACAUUAAGCCCGUUGCAUAACUACAGGCUGAUAUGUCACAAGUUCCUUUCAAACGAGGACAACACAAUUCCACUUAUUCUAAACCUUAGCCGGUCUAGAUUGUUGGAAACUAUACAGUCUUCGGUAGCCAAAGUGGUUCGGUCAAUAGAGGGCCUGCAAGCUUGUGAACAAACUUCAGUUACAGCCGAAGGACAGCUGGAGAGAGCCAUGGGUUGGGCUUGUGGUGGGCCCAACACAGGUAUGACGGGGUCCACCUCAGCAAGGGGAUCUGGAAUUCCGCCUGAAUUUCAUGAUCAUUUAGCAAAACGGAGACAGUUGUUAUGGGCUGCUCGUGAGAAAGCAUCUGACAUGAUCAAAAUUUGUAUGUCGAUAUUGGAUUUUGAAACGUCUAGAGAUGGGGUACUUGGGACAGAUGACAGGGCAUGGCAGCAAGCUUACUUUAAUGCAUUAACAAAUUUGGAUGCCACCUAUCAUUCUUUUACACGUACUGAGCAUGAGUGGGAAAUAGCACAGGGUAACAUGGAUGCUGCUUCAAAUGGUUUACUCACAGCAAGCAAUGAACUUCAUGUUGCUUCUGCUAAAGCAAAAGCUGCAUCCGGUGAUUUACAAGACACUUUCGUUGCUAUGAGAGAUUGUGCUUAUGAGGCCAGCAUGGCAUUGUCUGCUUUCGGUUCCAUUACCAGGGGUCACACUGCUUUGACUUCUGAAUGUGGUUCCAUGCUUGAAGAGGUUUUAGCAAUAACAAAAGGUCUACAUGAUGUUCACACACUAGGAAAAGAGGCUUCUGCAUUACACUCUUCUCUAAUGGGAGAUCUUUCAAAGGCGAAUAGCGUUGUUCUUCCACUGGAAUCGGUGUUGUCUAAGGAUGUUGAGGCGAUGACUGAAGCUAUGAACAAGGAAAAAGAGACGAAAAUGGAAAUAUCUCCUAUUCAUGGACAAGCGAUAUAUCAUUCUUACCAUGCAAAAAUCAAGGAGGCUUGUCACGUGAUCAAACCUUUGGUUCCGUCACUUACGUUUUCUGUCAAGGGACUCCAUUCUAUGCUUACAAGGUUGGCACGGACCGCAAAUAUCCAUGCAGGAAAUCUUCACAAGGCUCUUGAAGGACUGGGUGAAAGCCAGGAAAUAAGGUCACAGGAUCUUGUCGGGGAUGACGCCGGAUAUGAUAACAAAGAGAAUGACGUCUUUUCCAGAUCUGAUGGCGAGUAUGAUGAAGAAUUGCCACAGAUGACAGGACUUAAUAUGCAAGAUAAAGGGUGGAUAUCUCCUCCAGAUAGUAUUUAUGAUGACAGCUCAGACUCUGGUGCCACAUCAGCUUUCAAUAGUUUCACUGGCUCAGAAGUAACCGAACCACAUCCAGAUGGAAACGAUUCCAAAGAAAACACAGAUGUAUCCAGUUCUUCACCAUGUGAAGUGGAAUCUGGAGAUAAGGAUGCUAGCGAUCCCAUAGAUGACGUUGCAUCACAUACAAGUUUAUCUGAAAUAAACGUGGGUGUCGAGAAUAUAAAACUCGGUACCCAACGUCAAGAGGAAGACCAUAAAUCACCUACACAUAAUACAGAUGUUGCAGUCCAAGUGAGCAGAGUAAAAAGUAAAAAUGCGUAUGCUGUGUCGGUUCUAAGGCGAGUUGAAAUGAAAAUUGAAGGUAGAGAUAUCACUGAUAAAAGAGAUAUAAGUACUGCAGAGCAAGUUGAUUAUCUACUUAGGCAAGCAACGAGUGUGGAUAACCUCUGCAACAUGUAUGAAGGCUGGACACCCUGGAUUUGAGGCGUCAAAUGGGCUUACUUGUGUUGCAAGUUAUCUGACCCGUAUACUCCAUCUUGUACACCUUUGUUGGUGAUGGUUAUGUGUUGGCAUGUUCUUACUUACAUGUGCCCUAGUUUGAGACUUAAGGAUACUCUAAAACUUGGGGAAUUGGGUAUCAUGGAAACAACAUGCCGUUUAAAACAAGGUGUCCGGGGGGUGGGUUUUUCGGAAGACUCGUUAUGAGCUUAUCUUUUGCAACGAGAUUUCAAAAUGUUGAGGAGAUUCAAAAGCCGUUGCAAGCAAGUUUUGGAGAUUUGAGACUACAAUCUAUCUAUCUGAUCGGAGAUACUAUGUCUUGUUUUGGAAAGCAAGAGAUGUUCUGUCAUCGGCUCACAAUGCAUGUUAAGUUCUGCUUUUGGUAUGACAAAUAACUAGAGUGAGUAUCCUUAUACAAGGCUUAAACCAAAAACAUAGUAUUAGCAGGAAUGAUAGGGAUGGAUGGAUGCCUUUGGUCCUAGGCCUGUUACGAUCCAACUUUUUAUAAUGUGGAAUAUUAUUUUCCCUUCUAAAAAAGAUCUUACUCGUUUGUUAGAAUUUAAAA
This is a messenger RNA of Helianthus annuus (common sunflower), 11481 nucleotides long. RefSeq names its product serine/threonine-protein kinase SMG1. NCBI's taxonomy places the organism in Eukaryota, Viridiplantae, Streptophyta, Magnoliopsida, Asterales, Asteraceae. Gene Ontology annotation, cellular component: nucleus. The coding region runs from base 114 to 10901 and encodes 3595 amino acids. Gene Ontology annotation, molecular function: protein serine/threonine kinase activity; protein binding. Gene Ontology annotation, biological process: nuclear-transcribed mRNA catabolic process, nonsense-mediated decay; phosphorylation. The transcript is spliced from 16 exons. The record is from RefSeq and is a predicted model, not a curated record.